Sturnus vulgaris (Common starling) is the source of this 604-nucleotide messenger RNA. Its product is annotated as nucleoside diphosphate kinase D, mitochondrial-like. Gene Ontology annotation, molecular function: nucleoside diphosphate kinase activity. The record is from RefSeq and is a predicted model, not a curated record. Lineage: Eukaryota; Metazoa; Chordata; Aves; Passeriformes; Sturnidae. Gene Ontology annotation, biological process: UTP biosynthetic process; GTP biosynthetic process; CTP biosynthetic process.
AUGGGCUCCCUGGGGCGCUGCCUGGCCCGGAGCCUCCCGCGGGGGCAGCCGGGCCUGAGCCCCCCCGGGCCCCGCUGCUACGGCUCCGCGCCCCCGGCCCUGCAGGAGAAGACGCUGGUGGUGGCCAAGCCGGACGCGCUGCAGCGGCGGCUGCUGGGGGACAUCAUCCAGCGCUUCGAGCGCCGCGGCUUCAAACUGGUGGCCAUGAAGCUGCUCCAGGCGGACCGGAGGCUCGUGGACCAGCACUACGAGCAGCUGCGGCUGAAGCCCUUCUACCCCGCGCUCGUCGCGUACAUGACCUCGGGGCCGGUGGUGGCCAUGGUGUGGGAGGGAUACAACGUGGUGCGGUGCAUACGGGCCAUGGUCGGGGACAGCAGCACUGUGGGGACCAUCCGGGGAGACCUCAGCGUGCACAUCACCAGGAACCUGGUCCAUGCCAGUGACUCCGUGGAGACGGCCCAGAGAGAGAUUGGCUUCUGGUUCCAGCGGGACGAGCUGGUGGCCUGGGACAGCAGGGACAGGGACAACAUCUACGGGCUCUAGGGUCGGAGCCCGGCCAGGGGCACCCCCCGACCCCAAUAAACCCGGGUACCUCCAGCUCUGA